AGUGUUAAAUGGAAUGAUGAUGAUGAUGAUGAUGAAUCCAUUAGAGACAGUACAAAUCAUAGUUGUCAAUCGUUUUUCAACAGGUUCUAUUUCUAUUUUGCAACUUUUUGAAACAUCGCAUUUUUUUCAACAAUAUAUAAAAUUUUUUAAUUAAAUUUUUUACAUUUUCCGAAUCUAUGAUUAAUCGAUAUCUGGAGGUUAGAUAUCUGUCUUUCUGGUAAAAACAAUGGCCGGUGAUAAUGGCACACCAGAACUGAUGGAUUUUACAUUAAAUCAAACAUCUGAACAGAUCUUCAAUGUUGCAGCUAUGUUUGCUGAAAAAGAUACUCCAGAACUUAACAAAGAAUUGGAUGAAUCAUCGAAAGGAUCCUCAUCAGAGACGAUAACAACAAUAGAUAUUGAUAAUGAAAUAAAUUUUGACGAAUUUCAACGAAAAGAGACUACUUGCAGUCUGGAAUCGAAUAUUUCUGGAACACAUAUCAAACAUAUAAAAGAUUUUUGCUUCUCUCAAAGUCAAUAUAUGCAAAAUUCUCCCAAUGAUCUCAUGACCAGGAACGAUGUUCCAGAAGUUGAUUACGACACUCCUACAUACACUGAGCUUCUUUAUUAUUCAGACCUCGAACGUGAUAUUCGAAUGCAAAAUUAUUUAUCUCGUCUAGAUUACAAUAACAAUAAUGUGAUAAAACCAUUGGAAAAUCCAUUGAUCAAUACGGAACAACAAGCUUCAUCGGUUUGUGAAACAAUGACAACAUCAACAUCUUCGAAAUUUGAUGACGGUAAUGAUUUGUCUGUGGAUUCUUAUCAUCAACCAUCACACGUCUUGUAUAAAGAACCAAAAACUGCCACUCUCAAACAUCGAAAUCCAAACAUAUCAAAAAGUGCCAAUUUAUUAAAUCAAAAUAAACGAAAAUCUCAAAAAUCGCAAUGUAUUAAGAAUCGUCAAGAAUUUUUAAUGGAUAGACGUCAAAGAAAUUGUGUGGCAGCUCGUAAAGCUCGCCAGAAACGAAAGAAAGAAGCUGAUGAGAUAGAACUGGAAAAAAAGAAACAAGAAAAAAAAAAUCAAGCUCUUAAAAACCAAGUCGCAGAACUUGAAAAAGAAAUCAGUUAUUUAAAUGAACACAUUAGGAAGAGGAAUGCAAUUGUUUGAUUUGUAUUUGACUUUUUUUUAUUAUAAAUAUUUAUUCUGUGAACCACUUCUUGUCAUAAACAUUUCAUUAUUUUUAUUAAGUAAUAUUAAAAAAAUAUGUUGAAUCA
Molecule: messenger RNA, 1254 nt
Organism: Dermatophagoides farinae (American house dust mite)
Lineage: Eukaryota; Metazoa; Arthropoda; Arachnida; Sarcoptiformes; Pyroglyphidae
Biological process (GO): regulation of DNA-templated transcription
Molecular function (GO): DNA-binding transcription factor activity
Source: RefSeq, a predicted model, not a curated record